Messenger RNA from Fusarium coffeatum, 1290 nucleotides. RefSeq lists its product as uncharacterized. Gene Ontology annotation, biological process: homogentisate catabolic process; L-tyrosine catabolic process; L-phenylalanine catabolic process. The coding region runs from base 1 to 1290 and encodes 429 amino acids. The transcript is spliced from 2 exons. Gene Ontology annotation, molecular function: fumarylacetoacetase activity. The record is from RefSeq and is a predicted model, not a curated record. Lineage: Eukaryota; Fungi; Ascomycota; Sordariomycetes; Hypocreales; Nectriaceae.
AUGGCAUCCUGGCUACCAAUUCCCCCAAAGAGUCACUUCUCGCUCGCCAACAUUCCGUUUGGCAUUAUCUCAUCUUCAACUCACUCAACACGUCGUCCGGCCAUAGCAAUCGGCGACCACGUCCUUGAUCUAUCCGCCUUUGCCCAAAACAAUGGCUUCUCCAAAUUAUCCGACUUCCCAGCAGAUAAGCUCUCCGUGUUUUCCCAAACGUCACUGAACGACUUUGCCGCUCUCGGUAGACCCGUUCAUCGUGCAACAAGAAGCUAUCUUCAACAGAUCUUUCACAAAGAAACGCCGUAUCCUCAACUUCUCAAGGAUAAUGAAGCUUUGCGAAAGGAGGCUUUGAUUCCUAUCGCUGAUGUAAAGACGCAUCUGCCGCUUAGUAUCGGCGAUUAUACGGAUUUCUUCGCUGGGCGGAACCAUGCGCAGACUGUAGGUACUUUGUUCCGCGGUGCUGCGAAUGCUCUUCAGCCAAACUAUAAUCAUUUGCCUGUCGCAUAUCACGGUCGCGCAAGUUCCGUCGUGGUAUCCGGUACACCACUGCACAGACCUUGGGGUCAGGUUCUUCCCAACCCCCAAGCCAAAGACCCUGUGUUCCAACCCUGCGCCCGAUUGGACAUUGAGCUUGAGCUCGGUAUGUUUGUGUGCAAAGGCAACGAGCUCGGUGCGCCAAUUGCGGUUGAUGACGCGCAAGAGCACAUUUUCGGAUAUGUUCUUAUGAAUGACUGGAGUGCAAGGGAUAUCCAACAGUGGGAGUAUGUUCCGCUAGGUCCGUUUAACGCGAAGAACUUCGGUACGAGUAUUAGCCCUUGGGUUGUACUUGCGGAUGCGCUGGAGGGAUUUCAUGGGGAGGCUUUGGUUAAUGAUGUUCCCUUGAAGGAGUAUCUGGAUGAGAAGAGGAAAGACUCAGUUCUCCAUCUGAACCUCGAUAUUUCUAUCACGACUGCCAAGGGUAACACGACCAAGAUCACACAAACGAAUUCCAAGAAUCUCGUUUGGUCCUGGGCCCAGAUGCUUGCCCAUCACUCAAUUUCCGGCUGCAACAUGCGGACGGGUGACUUGCUCGGUUCCGGAACUAUCUCUGGUCUUGAGCCCGGUACGCAGGGAAGUCUUCUUGAACAAACCCAAGGCGGUAAGGUGCUUGUGCAGUUGGAAGGUGGAGAGGAGAGGAAGUUUGUGCAGGAUGGUGAUACUAUUACUAUUACGGGUUGGGCUGGGGAGAGGGACGAUGGAAUUGUUGGUUUUGGCGAGUGUUCUGGUACUAUUUUGCCUGCUAUUAAGAGGAACUAG